AUGUCAUUAAGUAAGUCAGAUUCUGGCUCAAUUUCAACUGAUCGCAUUAGUGAUCAUUGCCUUGUAUAUGAUAUUUGUCUAUGUCCAAUUUGUCAAAAUAUACUAUGGAAACCAGUUGCUUGUAAAGUAUGUGAAAAUGCCUUUUGUUCAAAAUGUAUUACAACUUGGUUGUACAAACAAUAUAGAAGUCGACCAAUUUGUCCGUUUAACUGUAACUAUCGUGAACGAAAAUGUCCGUCAAUUUUGUUAAAUUUGUUGUCAAAAUUAAAAGUUGAUUGUCGAUACAAAUCAAUAGGAUGUGAAAAUAUUAUAUGUUAUGAAGCAUUGGAACGACAUGAAGAUGAAUGCCAGUAUCAAAUGAAACAAUGUAAAGGAUGUGAAAAAAGUAUAUUACUUAAAGAUCUUGAUGAUCAUGAAAAUGAAUGUGAUAUGAUUGAUGUUAUCUGCUGUAAAUGUCAAUAUGUUUACAAACAAAAAGAAAUGAAAAAUCAUAAUCAAAUUAGAUGUUUAGAGAAUAUAAUGGAGCGAAAAAUGGAAGAGGCAUUAAAAAAACAACAACAAAUGUUUGAACAAAAACUAAAAUUAUUAGAAGAAAAUUACAGAGAAAAAUUAUCACAAGAUGGUCGACAAAUUAAUAAUCAUCAUUCAAAUUAUAGUGGCGAUAAUCUUUGUAUACACAAUCGAAAACAUUGUUCAGUGAUUGAAAUAAAACAGUCCACAAUUAGACAACAAAAACGAAGGCACAAUGCUCCUUUUAAUCCAUUCAUUUUUUAUAAAUGA
Molecule: messenger RNA, 780 nt
Organism: Didymodactylos carnosus
Lineage: Eukaryota; Metazoa; Rotifera; Eurotatoria; Philodinida; Philodinidae
Source: the annotation of a GenBank genome assembly